AUGGUCUGCCUGGCGACUUGCGCCAUUGGUGCUGCUGCCCUAUGCCUGGUCGCGGCCCAGAACUCAACUGCCCCCCCGACGAGUGAGCCCGCCAAUCCUAUGCUUCUGUUGAACUCGGACGAGUCCUUUCACUUCGAAAUCCUCCGUACACUAUCGCUAGCUCUUGCCGAGGGCGCUGAUAUCGCCGAGGUGCUCGUUGCGGCGCAGCAAAUCAAGGCGUCCGAUUUCGAAAGCUACUACAAGGCGUUUAACAGCCUCGCAGAGCGCGUCGACAAGCAGGGACAGGCAAUUGACUGCACAAAAUACCCUGCUUCGUUCCGCGGCAUGCGCCUCAAGGCGGCCAGCUACUUCCGCGCCGCCGACUUCUUUCUCCACGGCAACUGGGCCGACCCGCGCAUCGACAGUCUCUGGAAGAAACAGACAAAGGCCUUCAACGACGCACUGCCUCUCCUGGCGAGUCCGGGGCGCCGCACGACGCUCAAGUCCAAGGAUGGUAAGUUCAAGAUCCCGGCCAUCUUCUAUGGCACGGGCAAGCCUGGCCGUCACCCCACCAUCCUUAUGUGCAACGGCUUCGACGGCUCCCAGGAGGAAAUGUUUCACAUUUUUGGCAAGGCGGCCCUCGAUCGCGGCUACAACGUCAUUACAUACGAGGGCCCCGGCCAGCCCAGCGUCCGCCGUGACCAGAACAUUGGCUUCAUCCCCGACUGGGAGCGUGCCAUCUCCCCAGUCGUCGACUAUGCCAUCUCUCUCCAUGAAGUUGACCCCAAGGCUAUCGGCACCAUCGGCUACUCGCUGGGUGGCUACCUGGCUUCCCGCGCUGCCGCUUUCGAGCCCCGUAUCGCCGCUGUUGGUGCCAUUGAUGGCGUGUACGACUUUGGGGCCACCUUCACCAGCCAGCUGCCUACCAUCGCGAAGCAAUGGCUGAAGGACGGUAACCGCAAGGAUUUCAACGAUCUGUUUGCACAGGCUAUUGCUGACCCGAGCACUCCUACCGGGAUUCGAUGGGCUGUCCAGCAGGGACGCUGGUCUUUCAAGGCCGACGAUUACUUUGACUUUGCCACAUUGGUCCAGAAGUACACCCUGGAGGGCGUGGCUGGAAAGAUAAAACAGCCAAUCUUUAUUGGCGACGCCGAGCUCGAUCAGUUCUUCCCUGGUCAGGCUCAGCAACUUGCCGAUGCCGUCACUGGCAGCUCCAACAAGGUCAUCCACUACUUCAAGGCUGCUGAAGGCGCCGGGGAGCACUGCGCUGUUGGCGCGGCUGUCUACCAAAAUCAAGUCCUCUAUGACUGGUUCGAGGACGUGUUCCAGGGAAGAAACUAA
Cordyceps militaris CM01 is the source of this 1320-nucleotide messenger RNA. RefSeq names its product dipeptidyl aminopeptidase/acylaminoacyl-peptidase related protein. NCBI's taxonomy places the organism in Eukaryota, Fungi, Ascomycota, Sordariomycetes, Hypocreales, Cordycipitaceae. The transcript has a single exon. The record is from RefSeq and is a predicted model, not a curated record. The coding region runs from base 1 to 1320 and encodes 439 amino acids.